AUAUGAUGAUACAGCUGUCCCAAAGGUUAAGAAGACAGUAUCCACCAAUUAAAAGUCCUUUAUGACAGCGUUGCAUGUCAUUUUCUCAGCAGCAAGCUUUCCAUUCAUGCAUUGUGCAACUUGAUAAGGCUACUGUUUCCUUACCACCUGACCCGUCAAAGAAAGAUCCCGGACCAUAUCUCCUCGUCGCUGACCAGGGUGUGACAUUACAGGAAGACCAUACCAAGCCUCUUUCUUAUGUAACCAUGGACCAGAUUGCCGCCUGCUCGGAAGUGGUUCCGCGAUAGUAAUGAGGACUGUUCG
Nezara viridula (southern green stink bug) is the source of this 303-nucleotide messenger RNA. NCBI's taxonomy places the organism in Eukaryota, Metazoa, Arthropoda, Insecta, Hemiptera, Pentatomidae. The record is from the annotation of a GenBank genome assembly.